GUUGUAUAUUGUUUUAAAUGAAAUGAAGAAGACCAGUAACAUGGGGCGGAGUACUGGAGGCUUGGUGACGGUGGUCGGGUGGCUUCUACUCGGACGGAUCACUGAUACCAUAGCCCUCAAGGAGGUCCAGAUGAUAGCACCGUCGGCAGUCAGACUUGGUGACACGGUACUUCUGGGCUGCACGUGGAAACUAGAAGGCAACGAAACCUUGUACAGCGUGAAGUGGUACAGGGGUCGCCAAGAGUUCUUUAGUUACCUCCCCAAAGAGUAUCCUUUCACGAGGAUAUUCGCUGUCCCUGGAAUUGAUGUUGAUGUGUCGAGGUCAUCGUCGCACCAGGUAGUGUUGAGGGAGGCAACACGCGCCCUGGCCGGGAGGUAUCGCUGUGAGGUGUCAGCGGACGCGCCCUCAUUUCACACACAAGUCCGGUCGGCUUUCAUACAUGUUGUUGAACUGCCGUCAGAGAAGCCGACGAUAAAGGCGGAGAAGGGCUGGUACGCGUCCGGAGACUCCCUCCGGGCGCAGUGUUCCUCGCCACCUGCCGACCCUCCGGCUAACCUCACCUGGUUGCUCAAUGGAAGAGAUAUUCAAGGAAAGCCAGUGAUACAGCAGCGGAUCCUGCCCAGCCCAGCUGUCUCCAUUGACAUCCCACAGCUGGGACGUAGCACCCCCCCUCCGACAGAUGAGAAUAACAACAUCAUCUUCAGCCCGUGGAAGGCCUUUGGCCCGUUUGUCGAUUCUAUACAGGACGGCGAACUACUACCAAGCCAGGACACAGUCCUGCUGCCAACUCCUCGGCAUCACGAACUGUCUGUGGAUGACGACACCACGGACCCUAUGCCAACUGUGGAAACCUCUAAUAAGGUGGCGUCAAUUAGCCAGCUAUCAUUCAUGGUGCGGCCAGACAGCUUCGAGCGCGGCCAGUUGCGGCUUACGUGCAUCUCGAGCGUGCACUCCGUGUACACGGAGCAAGCCGAGCUGGUUAUCAACGAGGAGCGGCCGCAGAUAGCCUCCGUGCUCGGCACGAGAGACGCUGCAGUUUCCGUUGCGGCGUCAACUUUGCUUACUACCCUCUACUCUGCAGUCAUGUUCUAUGAAAAUGUAUUGAGGCAAAUCAUCCGAUGAUGGUACGCCGAGGGCGACUGAACUACCACUCGCAGUUGUACAUAUACAUAGUAGUUUUAAACUUAGAACAUUCAGC
Molecule: messenger RNA, 1199 nt
Organism: Pectinophora gossypiella (pink bollworm)
Lineage: Eukaryota; Metazoa; Arthropoda; Insecta; Lepidoptera; Gelechiidae
Exons: 9
Coding region: 23-1123 (366 amino acids)
Source: RefSeq, a predicted model, not a curated record